GGUAAUAGAGCAUGAGAUAAUAUACACAUUCGAAGAUACAACCCGUUCAUCAGAGUGGCUUCAAGCACAGGCAGUUUCUCUGCACAAAUCGGUGCUGUGAACGAGUGAGCAGGCGCAAUGCCGUCAGAUACCGAACAUUCGCUCAGCCCCAUUGCCUGUGAGCCAUGCAGACAGAAGAAAUGCAAGUGCGAUCGCACCCUUCCAAUCUGCACGCAAUGCUCUCCUGAUCAAUCCAAAUGCGUCUAUCCAGAGAGCGGCAAGCGAGGACUGCCCCUCGGAUAUCUCAACCAGAUCGAGCAACGGCUGGCCGAUACCGAGCAAGCAUUGUUUGACGCUCUCACGACGAUGCGCGAGCUCAAUGGUUCUCACGGAGGAAUGGUGGUACAGGCCACGCGCAAGUCCGCCGAUACGCGCCCCAAGAACGCGCGCAUGCAAGAGUGGUCUCAGUUGCCAUUGAGCGACUGGACAGAGCGCGAACGGUGGCGGGAGGCAAAACGCGAUCAGUACCAGUGGACACGAACAGUCGUGGAAUCACCACCGAUGGUAGAAAUGCCGCAAGCGAAUGGGUAUGCGAUGCCACGAGGGAUCCUCACGGCCAGUCGUCCGAGCAGAAGCAGUGUUGGUACGGCGGAGUCGGAAUCGCCCGAGCGGCGGAGGUCAGAUCGAGCAGCGGAAGUCGCCCGGCGGCAUCCUUCGCUGUACUUUUGA
Molecule: messenger RNA, 708 nt
Organism: Aspergillus homomorphus CBS 101889
Lineage: Eukaryota; Fungi; Ascomycota; Eurotiomycetes; Eurotiales; Aspergillaceae
Product: Zn(II)2Cys6 transcription factor domain-containing protein
Exons: 5
Coding region: 118-708 (196 amino acids)
Biological process (GO): regulation of DNA-templated transcription
Molecular function (GO): zinc ion binding; DNA-binding transcription factor activity, RNA polymerase II-specific
Source: RefSeq, a predicted model, not a curated record